Molecule: messenger RNA, 5163 nt
Organism: Patella vulgata (common limpet)
Lineage: Eukaryota; Metazoa; Mollusca; Gastropoda; Patellidae
Product: cell death abnormality protein 1
Exons: 20
Coding region: 68-4144 (1358 amino acids)
Cellular component (GO): extracellular region
Source: RefSeq, a predicted model, not a curated record
AUCAUGUGACAAUUUGUAGGUGGUUUUUCACAGAAAGUAAAAGCUGUAUUUUGAGGAAGUAAGUCUUAUGAGCAUGUGUAGUGCGAUGAUGUGGAAAAGUAUAUAUUUGGUUGCGGUUAGUUUAACUGUGGUAUCAUGUGGUACCUUGUAUUUUAAAUCUCAAGAGACAAUAGAAAGGGCAUUAUUAAACAAUCAAGAUGAUAAGAAAAUAGCAGCUAAACCUGUUACUAUAGAAGAUGUUGUCUGUCCUGGUGGAACAUCUCAAUGUCCAGAUAGUACAACAUGUUGUAUGCAGGCCAGUGGUCAAUAUGGAUGUUGUCCACUUCCUAGUGCUGUAUGUUGUUCAGAUAAGGUACAUUGCUGUCCAAGUGGCACAACUUGCGAUGUUUCUGCUGGCAAGUGUCUUAAACAAGAUGGAAGUCAAGUUUUCAUGUCUAAGAAAAUUGAAGCUAAACCUGUUGCAGUGAAAGAUGUUGUCUGUCCUGGUGGAACAUCUCAAUGUCCAGAUAGUACAACAUGUUGUAAACUGUCUUCUGGUCAAUAUGGAUGCUGUCCACUUCCCAGUGCUGUAUGUUGUUCUGAUGGGGUACAUUGCUGUCCAAGUGGUACAACCUGUGAUACUGCUGCUGGCAAGUGUAAUAAACAAGAUGGCAGUUAUGUUUUUAUGUCUAAGAAAAUAACAGCUAAACCUGUUGCAGUGAAAGAUGUUGUCUGUCCUGGUGGAACAUCUAAAUGUCCAGAUAGUACAACAUGUUGUAUGCAGGCCAGUGGUCAAUAUGGAUGUUGUCCUCUUCCUAGUGCUGUAUGUUGUUCAGAUAAGGUACAUUGCUGUCCAAGUGGCACAACCUGUGAUGUUUCUGCUGGCAAGUGUCUUAAACAAGAUGGAAGUCAAGUUUUCAUGUCUAAGAAAAUUGAAGCUAAACCUGUUGCAGUGAAAGAUGUUGUUUGUCCUGGUGGAACAUCUCAAUGUCCAGAUAGUACAACAUGUUGUAAACUGUCUUCUGGUCAAUAUGGAUGCUGUCCACUUCCCAGUGCUGUAUGUUGUUCUGAUGGGGUACAUUGCUGUCCAAGUGGCACAACUUGUGAUACUGCUGCUGGCAAGUGUAAUAAACAAGAUGGCAGUUAUGUUUUUAUGUCUAAGAAAAUAGCAGCUAAACCUGUUGCAGUGAAAGAUGUUGUCUGUCCUGGUGGAACAUCUCAAUGUCCAGAUAGUACAACAUGUUGUAUGCAAGCCAGUGGUCAAUAUGGAUGUUGUCCUCUUCCUAGUGCUGUAUGUUGUUCAGAUCAGGUACAUUGCUGUCCAAGUGGUACAACUUGUGAUGUUUCUGCUGGCAAGUGUCUUAAACAAGAUGGAAGUCAAGUUUUCAUGUCUAAGAAAAUAGCAGCUAAACCUGUUGCAGUGAAAGAUGUUGUCUGUCCUGGUGGAACAUCUCAAUGUCCAGAUAGUACAACAUGUUGUAAACUGUCUUCUGGUCAAUAUGGAUGCUGUCCACUUCCCAGUGCUGUAUGUUGCUCUGAUGGGGUACAUUGCUGUCCAAGUGGUACAACCUGUGAUACUGCUGCUGGCAAGUGUAAUAAACAAGAUGGCAGUUAUGUUUUCAUGUCUAAGAAAGUAGCAGCUAAACCUGUUGCAGUGACAGAUGUUGUUUGUCCUGGUGGAACAUCUCAAUGUCCAGACGGUACAACAUGUUGUAUGCAGGCCAGUGGUCAAUAUGGAUGCUGUCCACUUCCUAGUGCUGUUUGUUGUUCAGAUAAGGUACAUUGCUGUCCAAGUGGUACAACUUGUGAUGUUUCUGCUGGAAAAUGUCUUAAACAAGAUGGUAGCCAUGUUUUGAUGUUUAAGAAAAUAGCAGCUAAACCUGUUGCAGUGAAAGAUGUCGUCUGUCCUGGUGGAACAUCUCAAUGUCCAGAUAGUACAACAUGUUGUAAACUGUCUUCUGGUCAAUAUGGAUGCUGUCCACUUCCCAGUGCUGUAUGUUGUUCUGAUGGGGUACAUUGCUGUCCAAGUGGUACAACUUGUGAUACUGCUGCUGGCAAGUGUAAUAAACAAGAUGGCAGUUAUAUUUUUAUGUCUAAAAAAAUAGCAGCUAAGCCUGUUGCGGUCAAAGAUGUUGUCUGUCCUGGUGGAACAUCUCAAUGUCCAGAUAGUACAACAUGUUGUAAACUGUCUUCUGGUCAAUAUGGAUGCUGUCCACUUCCAAGUGCUGUAUGCUGUACUGAUGGGGUACAUUGCUGUCCAAGUGAUACAACCUGUGAUACUUCUGCGGGCAAGUGCAAUAAACAAGAUGGCAGUCAUGUUUUGAUGUCUGAGAAAAUAGCAGCUAAAUCUGUUUCAGUAGCAGAUGUUGUCUGUCCUGAUGGAACCUUGAAAUGUCCUGUUGGUACGACAUGUUGUAAAAUGACAAGCGGUCAGUACGGAUGCUGUGCAAUCCCUGAUGCUGUAUGUUGUUCUGAUGGGGUACAUUGCUGUCCAAGUGGUACUACUUGUGAUACUGCUGCUGGCAAGUGUAAUAAACAAGAUGGCAGUUAUGUUUUCAUGUCUAAGAAAAUAGCAGCUAAACCUGUUACUGUAGAAGAUGUUGUCUGUCCUGGUGGAACAUCUCAAUGUCCAGAUAGUACAACAUGUUGUAAACUGUCUUCUGGACAAUAUGGAUGCUGUCCACUUCCUAGUGCUGUAUGUUGUUCUGAUGGGGUACAUUGCUGUCCAAGUGGUACAACUUGUGAUACAUCUGCUGGCAAGUGCAAUAAACAAGAUGGUAGCCAUGUUUUGAUGUCUAAGAAAAUAGCAGCUAAACCUGUUGCAGUGAAAGAUGUUGUUUGUCCUGGUGGAACAUCACAAUGUCCAGACAGUACAACAUGUUGUAAACUGUCUUCUGGACAAUAUGGAUGCUGUCCACUUCCUAGUGCUGUAUGUUGUUCUGAUGGGGUACAUUGCUGUCCAAGUGGUACAACUUGUGAUACAUCUGCUGGCAAGUGUAAUAAACAAGAUGGCAGUCAAGUUUUCAUGUCUAAGAAAAUAGCAGCUAAACCUGUUACUGUAGAAGACGUUGUCUGUCCUGGUGGAACAUCUCAAUGUCCAGAUAGUACAACAUGUUGUAAAUUGUCUUCUGGUCAAUAUGGAUGCUGUCCACUUCCUAGUGCUGUGUGUUGUUCUGAUGGGGUACAUUGCUGUCCAAGUGGUACAACCUGUGAUACUGCUGCUGGCAAGUGUAAUAAACAAGAUGGCAGUCAAGUUUUCAUGUCUAAGAAAAUAGCAGCUAAACCUGUUACUGUAGAAGAUGUUGUCUGUCCUGGUGGAACAUCUCAAUGUCCAGAUAGUACAACAUGUUGUAAAUUGUCUUCUGGUCAAUAUGGAUGCUGUCCACUUCCUAGUGCUGUAUGUUGUUCUGAUGGGGUACAUUGCUGUCCAAGUGGUACAACUUGUGAUACUGCGGCUGGCAAGUGUAAUAAACAAGAUGGCAGUCAAGUUUUCAUGUCUAAGAAAAUAGCAGCUAAACCUGUUACUGUAGAAGAUGUUGUCUGUCCUGGUGGAACAUCUCAAUGUCCAGAUAGUACAACAUGUUGUAAACUGUCUUCUGGACAAUAUGGAUGCUGUCCACUUCCUAGUGCUGUAUGUUGUUCUGAUGGGGUACAUUGCUGUCCAAGUGGUACAACUUGUGAUACUGCUGCUGGCAAGUGUAAUAAACAAGAUGGCAGUUAUGUUUUUAUGUCUAAGAAAAUAGCAGCUAAGCCUGUUUCUGUUGAAAAGCAAUCUUCGUCAAUCUCAGUCAAAGACUCAUUCACUGAUAUAGAUCAUCUUAAGGGGAUUUAUGGUGUAAUGUGUCCUGAUGGUCAUUCCCAGUGUCCAAAUGAUAAUACAUGUUGUAAAUUAUUUAGUGGAGACUAUGGAUGCUGCCCAUUACCUGAUGCUACAUGUUGUUCAGAUGAAGAACAUUGUUGUCCACGAGGUAUGACCUGUGAUACAACUAAAAGUCAGUGUGAUAGUAAUGGUAUAAAAGUUUCGAUAUUUAAAAAAUCACCAGCUAAAUUAAAAAUAUCAUGUUGUGGUAGUAGAUGUUGUCCAGAUGGUUAUUUAUGUAGUGCUAGUGGUUUAUGUAAGAAAUUAACCAAUACUGAAUGGAUGAAAUUUAAAAAUGGUUUUUAAUGACUAGGAAAAUUUAAAUAUUAAAAUUUUAAGAUAACAAAUAAAAUGUAUAUCCAUGAGGCAUAACAAAUAAAAUUUUCAAAAUUUAUGUAUAUUAGAUUUGUCUCAACACAAACAUUUAUCUCAAUUUAAAAAUUCCAAGUAAAAGUUUUUGUCGAGUUUGUUUUUCAUAGAAAUAUGCAAGUGUACUUAUAUUGUUUUACCUGAACACUUUCUGUUCAAUGUGAAUAGUCAGAUUUAUUAAAUAUUACCACCAUUGGCAUAUAUGUGCAAUUAGACAGAUGUAUUUAUAGAUUGACCAGUCAGCGAAUUCCAGACUAAAACAUUGUAUAUCAGCAUCAUGCCGUCUCAGUUUGCUUCAUGUCACAUGCUCCACUUUAUGAUCAUUCCUAUUAUACUUAUAUUAUUAGAAAUAUACCCUAUUAUUUAGUUUUUCAGAAAAUUCACAUUCAUGCUUCAAACCUAUUUGCAUAUUUUAACAAUAGGUCUUAAUACUCCAAAGGUAUUUUUGUUAAGGUAUAUUACAGAACUGUAAAAUGAUCCUUAUUGUUGCUUUAAAUAUUUCAGAAAAAGUUCAACUUUUGAUUUAUACCCUUUUUGUGCAUAUUAAAUAAUUUGUUAAUAGUAGAAAGAAAUAUCAUUUUAUUUUAUAAGAAAAACUACAACAUAGGGAGUAUUACAUCGUUUUCAUUUAGAGUUAUGUGUAUUAUGUAUUAAUGUACUUUUUUAACCAUGAAAGGGAAUCUUUUGUAGUCACAUGGUGGUCAAAUGAGUUUAUUUUCUGUGGAUAUCAUGACCUCUCAUGCCAGAUGAAUUUGUUUGCCCUUCCAGUUCUGCCUUUUGGAACAAUAUGUGAUAUUUGAUAAUUGUUUUCCUUUCUUGGUUAAUAAUUUUGUUAUGAUUUAAUUGUAUUAUUUAUUUACCCAUCAAACUAAUCAAUGUAGCAUGUACAUAGAGUUCAGCAUACAUGUGAUUGUACAUUUUUAUAAGGAUGAAUAAAAAUAUUUUCUAUGGUAUAA